Molecule: messenger RNA, 2269 nt
Organism: Phycodurus eques (leafy seadragon)
Lineage: Eukaryota; Metazoa; Chordata; Actinopteri; Syngnathiformes; Syngnathidae
Product: protein tyrosine phosphatase type IVA 3-like
Exons: 7
Coding region: 1015-1527 (170 amino acids)
Biological process (GO): protein dephosphorylation
Cellular component (GO): nucleus
Molecular function (GO): protein tyrosine phosphatase activity
Source: RefSeq, a predicted model, not a curated record
CCUCUGGGGGAAGACCAAGAUUUUUUUUGUUUUGUUUUGCUGCGGAUGAGUUACAAUUGAUAUAGAAUGAUUGGUGUGUCUCUUAUAACCAGCGGUGUUGCUCGGAGGAGGGAACGGCGCCAUAAUUGUCACGAGUGUUUCCCAUUCCUACCUGCAAGGGAGGGAAGAAAGGGGCGAAGUGGAUGGAGAGGAGGCGGCGAGGAGGGAGGAGUGAGGCUCUUCUCCCUCUAAGAGCAUUAACUGUCGAGUGUUCUGGCGGUGACAGGGCUGUCGGGGUCAGAUGGCCGCUCAGCCAGUUUACACCGGCUCACCGUAGAUCCUCGGCUACUAUCCUCCUGCCAAGCUAGCACCUUGUACUCGUCUGGCGCAUUUCGCAUAUAUAUAUAUAUAUAUAUAUACAUAUCUAUUUUAUUAUUUUUAGACCGGGAAGGCGCUACAGGUGGUUGCACAAGACCGUCAAGAAUAUACUUUCUCGUGGACGUUGUCGGGAACAAAACCCUCUCUAUCGGGAGAUGAGACGGAACCUCGAAUAAAGCGAAGCACUGGUUGAUGGCGUUUUUGCGACAAAGUGGUGACUACUGCCACGCUCAACACAUGUAGACCCAACCAAUGAUGUAUUUGUACCAUGCAGUUGUGGGACCCUGAAGUCUGAACGAACAAAUUGUGCCUGGCCAAACCAGCCAUCUGAUGGGGUAAAAACGUAGAGCCUCAAAAUUUUAAGUGGAGAAGGACUGGAAGAGCUUCCGUUGCAGAGCAUAAAAAGACUGAAGAGAAGAAGUUAUAUCAGUUCUGUGAUAUUAAAACACAGAAGUGACACAUUGUUGCCUCCUGGGCUACACAAAGCUGAUGGGGUAAAAUAUUUUCUACAAAUUGGAAAUCUUCUUUCUAAAAUUUCAACAUUUACGUCCAUCAAUCCACCCACCCCUACACCGAAGACUCAACAGCUGUACAGCUGAAACUAAAGGUCAGAAGUCUUCAUUGGACAAUUGUGGGCCAAAAGUCACACUGGUCAUCAUGAACCGCCCAGCUCCAGUGGAACUGUGCCACAAUAACAUGCGAUUUCUCAUUACACAUAACCCAACAGACAGCACACUCAGCUCUUUCAUAGAGGACCUGAAGCGAUUCGGGGCCACGACAGUAGUUCGAGUAUGUGACAUCACAUAUGACAAAACGCCACUGGAGAAAGAUGGCAUUACUGUGGUGGACUGGCCCUUUGACGAUGGCGCCCCGCCCCCAAGUAUACUCGUUGAUGACUGGUUGAGUUUACUGCAGAAGAAGUUUCAGGAGGAACCUGGAUGCUGCGUGGCUGUUCACUGCGUGGCUGGCCUCGGAAGGGCUCCUGUGCUGGUCGCGCUGGCUUUGAUAGAGAGUGGAAUGAAGUAUGAAGACGCUAUUCAACUCAUCCGACAGAAGCGUCGGGGAGCCAUCAACAGUAAACAGCUAACUUACCUGGAGAAGUAUCGAUCCAAGCAGCGACUCCGCUUUAAAGACUCCCACACCCCCAAGAACAAGUGUUGCGCUAUGUGAACAAACACAAAGUCCAUCACCCAUUCGGACAAAAGCAGAAUCCUAUAUAUACCCUGUAGAGGCCACUACUUAGGAAAUAAUGAUUUUUGUUACCCUCCUUCCAACGCAAUUCACCGUUUUCCCUGUUUGUAAUAAAGAGUAUUAUAUUUUGGAUGUUUGCUUCAGUAGACAGACCAGUGAUGAGAGAAUGGAAAAAGUCUUGAUUGUUGAGGUGACGUUGCUUGGUAACAGACAAGACAGAUCAUGGAAGAAAGAUGUGUUAAUCUUGCAUCUUGCAAAUAUAUGCUAGGGCAUCGAGUUUUAAUUUAAUUUUUUUUCUGGGGGCGGGGGGGGGGGGGGGGGGGGGGUGUUACAGAUGUUCCAAAUAAUUUAUUGACACCUAAAUUUCUGAUUCUUGGAUGGCCCAAAGUUGUCUAACAUUAAACAAUUCAAAGGGAAAAAAAAUAAGACUAUAAGGGUUCAUCUUUCCAGAGAUGUUUUGUGUUUUUUUGGGGGUUUUUUUGCAUGAAAACCUUCAUGCUGUAAGCAUGUUGGUACCCAUAAAGCCUUCCCUUUUGGUUUUCACAACCAAUUUUUGUGUGUUUACAUUUCAGAGUGUGCAUUUUGUUAUCCAUCUUCAACUAGUUGGUAUUAUAGAGGUUUUGGGAAUAAACAGUAUGUAAUGAAUUUAAUCAUACAUGUAUAUGAUCAAAAAUGCCUGAAAGGUUUGGACUAAAUGUAAAUAUAAAAGAGUAUUUGUUGA